Dalotia coriaria is the source of this 2368-nucleotide messenger RNA. It is a transcript of the gene hig, whose product is annotated as hikaru genki. The transcript is spliced from 9 exons. NCBI's taxonomy places the organism in Eukaryota, Metazoa, Arthropoda, Insecta, Coleoptera, Staphylinidae. Bases 128 to 1528 code for a protein of 466 amino acids. The record is from RefSeq and is a predicted model, not a curated record.
GACGACCGACAACUGCCCGCCGCCUAAUCUGGUGAAGAAUGGUUCGGCGUCGGCGCACAACGACCCACAACUCAAGAAUGAAUACAGCCAUGUCAGAGAAGUGAAGUUUUUAGGUUCGGUUGGUCCGAUGGGUGAGCGACGCCUGUGUAAAAUCAAAUGCAUCGCCGGGCAAUGGGUAGGACCAUUGUGUGUUGAUCAGCAAGACAAUGGCAAAUUCCAUCCGCUCUUCCGAAGUUGCAAACUCGAAUACAUCAGCCCGCACUUACUGGUUACCUUCAGGAAUGUAACGAUACACACGGCCGGCUGGGUACUGCCCCACGGGGCGAAACUUCAGACACGCUGCAAGGAGCUCGGCAUGUACAAGCUGCUCGGCGCUGCAAGCCCCCAGUGUCAGAAUGGAGAGUGGUCCUCGAAGUUGCCCUCCUGUGUGCCCACCACUCUAAUCACCAACUUUACAGAAGAUGCACCACCAACGAUACUUAUCCGGAUACCGUCCGGCUCAGCAUCGAUUGAACCCGGAGGUGAGCUCGCAGUGUUUCCGGGAUCUACUUUGCAUCUCGAAUGUCUCUUCUCUCGUCGUCUGGGAUCACCGGAUUGGACAUGGACCGCGCAACUUGGCCAAUAUUUAACAGGUUGGGCUAUUGCUGCAGAAGAAAGAGAUUGGAAAUAUCGUUUAUCCGUAUACUACGCUAAACCGCAGGAUGCAGGUACAUUUACCUGCGCUACACCUAGAGGCAUCACAAAUGGUAUUACUCUACAUGUUGCAGCUGUGCACUGUGAACCAAUCUCCGUGUCCGGAAUGCAUCUCACAGUGAGGAUUGAAGGAACCAGAUUAGGCCACACUGCUGUUUUUCAGUGUCCUGUGGGAUUUAAAAUCAAAGGACACGCAAAUAUUACCUGUCAAGCUUCGGGUAAAUGGUCCGAUGCUGUACCAACAUGUGAGGUAGUAAUGUGUCCAGCUUUGGAUGGCAUCGACGGUCUUACCGAGCCUCAUCUGCAGCUAGAAGAACACAACGCUACCUAUGGGGGUCGUGUAGUAUUUGGGUGCGCGUGGGGAUAUCGCCUGAUGGGCCCGCCGGGGCUGGAGUGCGAGUUGGACGGCAACUGGAGUGGACCGCUGCCGAAAUGUGCACCUAUACAAUGCCCACCGCCUAUUAUCCCAGUCAAUGGUCACCUGAUACAAUCAGAAUCGGCUGGAAUGGACGGAGGGAGAUAUGCAGUUGGUAGUCUGGUACAAUUUGCUUGCCGUGGAGCUCAUAGUUUAGAAGGAGAAGCCAGUAUCAUCUGCACUGAGUCUGGUUAUUGGUCGCACCCGCCGCCAUUCUGCAAACCUCGAUGUCCCUACUUGGGUGAACCCGAUAAUGGCGUCAUGGCGCCCACUAAGUUCGCCUACGAGCCGGGCGACGAAUUGCAAAUCACGUGCAACCCUGGUUAUGAAGCGCCCUUGGAGGCUGAACGGCCCAAGUGCUUGGCCGAUGGAGAAUGGUCCGUUCCGCUACCGCACUGUACACUCUACUCGCAGAUUUGAGAUUUGUCCACGACGGAAGUGGAAGUUGAACCCGAUUCUACCACAACCGAAGCAACUGAAUACAUUGAACAGUAUGAAGUGAUGGGGAAUGACACGUAUAACGCGACUAGUAUUUUUGAUGAGUACGAAUUGAACGAUUCAAUGAUUUAAAACAGAAAUGAGUCUAUCAUAUCAAUUUCUUCUAAUAUGAAGAAAUGACAUCGAUUUGCAGUGAAAAUAAAGUUAUCAAUAAUAAAAAGACAUAAAAUUAAGAGUAAACAAAGAAUAGACGUUGUCAACAUCGAAUUUUAACAAAAUAGAAUACAAUAAACAUGUGUAUAUAACAUUUUAACAUAUUACAAAAUAUUGGUAAUAAAAUGGCAUCAAAACAAAGUUGAUAAAUCAGAGGUUAGCUAUAGGCAACCUAAUAUACACGCAAAACAAAGAAAAUUCAAGUAUAUUGGUAAAUUAAUAAAAUAAAUAAGAUAAAGUAAAAGAAUAUAUAAUUAAAACAUCAAAACAAGGCGUAAUGCAAACAUGUAAAUACUAAUUAAGAGAUGACAAUGUUAAAAGUCAAAAUAUGUGUCUAGUCAAGUCACAAACUAAAAUUAAAUUGUAAAAUAAGCAGAUUUAUGCAAAAGCAAACAUCUAUUCACAUAUAAAAAGACAAAAUUCUUGAAUAAUACAAAUUAUACUUAUUAACAACAUUGUUAAUGGAUGUAAGCACAGAAAAACGAAUGUUAAGUCAAAACAAAAGUGUAGUCAAUAUUUAUAUACAGUUUAAUGUGUUUUCAAUGAGUGUACAUAAAUUAUACAAAAAUAAUUAAUAAACAUUUAUAUAAUAAAUAUAAUCAACUUUCA